This is a messenger RNA of Nerophis lumbriciformis (worm pipefish), 2185 nucleotides long. It is a transcript of the gene lrit2, whose product is annotated as leucine-rich repeat, immunoglobulin-like and transmembrane domains 2. NCBI's taxonomy places the organism in Eukaryota, Metazoa, Chordata, Actinopteri, Syngnathiformes, Syngnathidae. Gene Ontology annotation, molecular function: protein binding. The record is from RefSeq and is a predicted model, not a curated record.
GCUGACUCUGUCAAGAAUUAGGUAUUGUGCGCCCGGGACAGGAUUAGUCUUAAGAAGCUUCCCUCGUCUGCUUUACUGGACUGGACGUGUCUUGAGCACGAAUGUCGCUCGCCAUUCGGGCUUCUUUGCCAGACUAUGGACACAGUUUACUGCCUGCUGGUUAGUGUUUUGUUUCACGUUCACGGGUUCGAGAGCUUCUCUCCGUGUCUGCGAGGGUGCAGCUGCAUCGAGGACCGUCAUGGAAGGUCGCUUAUAUGCAUGGAGGAGAACACCUUUGGGGCCAUACCGGAAAACAUUCCACAUGAUAUGACCAAGAUCCGAAUAGAAAAAUCCAAAUUCUUUGAAAUUGGACGUGGCGCUUUCUCAAGGACGUCCGCCUUGGAAAACCUGUGGUUGAACUUCAACGACAUCACCUUGAUCAACUCCAAGGCUCUGGAAGGUGUGAGGAACCUGACCGAGCUGCGCCUGCAAGGGAACAAGCUGCGCUCUGUGCCAUGGACGGCGUUCGAGGACACCCCGUGGCUGAAGAUCCUGGACCUGAAACACAACGAGUUGGACGUGCUGCCGGAGCACGCGUUAAAAUAUUUGCCCGAUCUGACUUACUUAGACUUAUCCUUCAAUCGGCUUACGGUCAUAUCCAAGGAGGUCUUCCAAAACUGGCCACUGUACCAAAAACUGCAGAGCGCGGAGGACAAGGAGGUGAGCGCUUCCGGGCCCAACGUGGUCUUGGCGCUCCACGACAACGCCUGGCUGUGCGACUGCCGUCUCAAGGGCUUUGUGGAGUUCAUCAGGUCUCUAAGCCCCCCGAUUAUUCUGAUGAACUCCUACUUGACCUGCUCCGGGCCGGACUAUAGGGCGAGCAAGUUCUUCCACGAGGUCGAGCUGCAGGCCUGCAUGAAACCCGUGGUCACCACACUGUCGUCCAACGUAAGCCUGCCACUGGGCGCCAACGUCACGCUGCGCUGCCUCGCCAAGGGCCGGCCGGACCCUGCGGUGUGGUGGACAUAUGGUCUGAAGAUAAUCAGAGGAUUUCAUGAGUCUAAGGAGCGCGUGGACGAAGACACCAUCAGAUCCCUCCUGGUCAUCCCCUCGCUCCACGGUGCCGACCGCGGCGUCUACACCUGCAGCGCCGUCAACUUCAUCGGAAACUCCUCGGCCAACAUCCAGGUGGAGGUGGUCUCGCCCGACGGCUCCCGGUCUUCCUCCCUGCCGGGUCUGCCGGCGGCGGCCCGGGACGAGAACGUCUACAUCGACAUCCGUAUCGCCAGGCAGACCGUGCGUGGCAUAUCCAUCGAGUGGUUCGCCGCCUUGGACCGCCCGGGUCAGACCUGGUUCACCAUCCAUUUCGGACGAGCCAACGCAGACAAGAAGGAGACCAUCUACAUCGGUCCCGGUAUCCGCUCCUACUCCGUCUCGGACCUGAUGCCCGCCACUAAGUACGAAAUCUGCGUCACGCUGAAGAACCAAGCGCCACGGGCGGGCCAGUGCGUGGUCUUCGUGACGGGAAGCGACAUCACGGAGAUGGAACAGAGGGAGAAGCUGAUUCACAUCGUGGUGAUCGUCCUGGCCAUGGUCCUGGCCGUGCCCAUCGGGAUGUACGCCUGCACCACCGACACCAGGUUCACCUGCCUGGAGGGCAUCAGGGAGUUCUGGAAGAACCGGCGCAGCGGGAGGGGCUCGGCCGGCUUGGAGCGGAACCGGCAAGGCACCUUCGACAGCCUGCAGGCGGCCAGCGACGAGGGUCUGGUCCGUAAAGAGUCCAGUGAAGACAGGAAGGGCGGCAGGUUUGUUGCAAAGGUGUGAUUGCUCACCUUUUUUGUCAAAGGAUUACACCAAAUUCUCCUACUUGCAUGUGUUUUGUUGUUGCUGUACACAACUUUGUGUUAGCACCUUAAUGUUGUUGUGUAUGCCAAUAGACAAGUGCAGUUUUUUUGUUGUUGUUGUUUUUUUUUUAUAAAACUACAGUCGUGAAUUAAAGACGGAAAAUUAUUUAAUCAGAUAAGCAAAUCAUUUUGGACUUUUUUAUUAGAUUAAGUAUAUUUUAUUUCAUUUUACACACCUAUUUUCUAGAACUUUAAACCAUUGGGCAACAGGCAAAUAUUUUGCAUUGUGUUUGUUGAAAUUUUAAUUAAUUAAUGUGAUUUAAUCUAUGCCAUUAAAUAGGUGCAUGUUUUGUUGUUAUCUU